Ochotona princeps (American pika) is the source of this 741-nucleotide messenger RNA. It is a transcript of the gene TOMM20L, whose product is annotated as translocase of outer mitochondrial membrane 20 like. Gene Ontology annotation, molecular function: transmembrane protein transporter activity. The record is from RefSeq and is a predicted model, not a curated record. The transcript has 5 exons. Gene Ontology annotation, biological process: protein import into mitochondrial matrix; protein targeting; tRNA import into mitochondrion. NCBI's taxonomy places the organism in Eukaryota, Metazoa, Chordata, Mammalia, Lagomorpha, Ochotonidae. Bases 54 to 593 code for a protein of 179 amino acids. Gene Ontology annotation, cellular component: mitochondrial outer membrane translocase complex; mitochondrial outer membrane.
ACCCUACUGCUAGCCCGCGCCCAACGCUCGGCUCGCGGGACGCUGGAGGCCUGAUGUCCUGCGUCCGCUCCCGGCUGGGCCUCCUGGCUGCCCUGGCGGCCUUGGGCGCCGUGGCCUUCCUGGGCUACUGUGUUUACUUCGACAGGAAGCGGCGCGGCGACCCCGGGUUCAAGCGUCGCCUGCGGGACAAGAGAAGAGCCGAACAGCAGAGGGCGGAGGCGCGGGGCGCACAGUUAUGGGAUCCAGCAAGGAAUGCAAAAUUGCAGGAAGUUUUCUUGCGUGAGAUCCAGAUGGGAGAACUUUGGCUAUCUAGAGGACAGCACGGAAUGGGGGUUGAACAUCUCACUAAUGCCCUUUUACUGUGUGGCCAACCACGCGAACUCCUCAGGGUUUACAGAUACACACUCCCUUCCAAGGUAUUUGAGAUGUUGCUGCAGAGAAUUCCCCUUAUUUUCCAGUCAUUCAUGUUGGACCUUGGCCUUCUGAACCACCCUCAACGCCACAGAUGCCAUCAGAGCACAAACGGCCAGUUCUUAAACCCCUGCCAGCUAGCACAGGGCAGGGUGUGUGCUGAAGACGUGAAACGCAGCUAGACGAGAAUGUGUGAUGUCUACUCUGACCCAAGAAGUGUACAUUGGAAUGAUCCACAAACGUUUUGUGUAUUUACCAGCAAUUUGAGGCAGACAUGAAUGCUCAGGAGUAAUUGGAGGAUGGUCGUGCGUGAGAAACGUUCAGCGUACC